Messenger RNA from Trichoplusia ni (cabbage looper), 1053 nucleotides. RefSeq names its product protein obstructor-E-like. Gene Ontology annotation, molecular function: chitin binding. NCBI's taxonomy places the organism in Eukaryota, Metazoa, Arthropoda, Insecta, Lepidoptera, Noctuidae. The transcript is spliced from 7 exons. Gene Ontology annotation, cellular component: extracellular region. The record is from RefSeq and is a predicted model, not a curated record. The coding region runs from base 285 to 998 and encodes 237 amino acids.
GUGAAUUAUGCUCGGCAGGCAUGUUUGAGCAACUUUAAAUUUGCGGCUGAUAAAAGAUUAAAUUAAAAAUGUCUGUUAAAAAUUGAGUACGGAACUCUAAAAAAACUUUCAUUGACUUUCGUCGCAAUGUAUACUGUCGCGCGUAGUAUGUCAGGCUGCGUCUGCGUCGGGCACAAUGGGCCGCCCGCUCGCAAUACAGAGCAACCUUCGAAAGGAAACGCACGUACACAGUUAUCGUGGGACUAUAUUUAUAUUUACUACCUCAAAAUAUAUUAAAUAAAAAUAUGAAGAGUUUAAUUCUCGUCGCCGGGUUUUUGUGCCUGGUUUCAGCACAAGAGUUCGACUGCCCAGAAAAGAGCGGCUUCUACCCGGAUCCCUACCAGUGUGACCUUUACUACAAAUGCAGCAAAGGUGUAGCGGAAACGAAGCUGUGUCCCGACGGACUGGUCUUCUCAGAUGAGAACCCCAACAAGGAGAAGUGCGACAUCCCCUCCAAUGUAGACUGCGGUGACAGGAAGGAAUUGCAGGAGCCAAAACCCAGCAAAGGUUGUCCCAGACAGAACGGAUACUUCAAGCAUCCUGAUCCCCAGGCUUGCGACAAAUUCUACUACUGUUCCGAGGGUCUCCCCAACGAGCUCCCUUGCCCACCCGGUCUGCACUUCGAUGAGGAGACUUCCAACUGCGACUGGAAAGAGGUCGUCAACAGGCAGUGCGACCAUGUCACCAAGGACUUAUUGGACGACGGUUUCUCCUGCCCCGACGGCGAGGUGAUGGGUCCCAACGGUCGCGCGCUCCCGCACCCCACCUUCCCUCACCCCGAGGACUGCCAGAAGUUCUACAUCUGCCGUAACGGCGUGCAACCGCAGAAGGGGCUCUGCCCCCUCGGCAAGGUCUACAAUGAGGACACCUUUAUGUGCGAUAACCCCGAGAAGGUUGAAGGAUGUGAAAACUACUAUGAAGGCCAGAACUUAGAAAAGAGCAAAUCUAAGAAGGCGUGAAGUGUGUCAUACUUAUUAAGAAAUUAGUUAUGUAUUAAUAAAUAUUAAUAAGUCA